AUGGCACUUGUAGGUUUCGUGGAUUGGAGGGGAAACGCCAUCAGGAAAGAGGUGCAUGGUGGAGUCAGAGCAGCAUGGUUCUUGUACGUUCUGACUGUGGUAACCAACGUGGUUAUUAUCCCAAACCUGCUGAAUCUGGUUACUUAUCUUCAUGGAACAAUGCAUAUGGGGGUUUCGGCCUCUGCAACUACAACCACUAAUUUUUUUGGUGCCACAUCCGGGUUUGCAAUGAUAGCAGCUUUCCUCUCCGACUCCUACAUUACUCGCUUUAGAACAAUGCUCCUCUUUGGUCCAUUUAUGUUUCUGGGUUACGGAUUGCUCGCACUGCAAGCCUACCUUCCUUCACUCCGUCCACCAGCUUGCAAUAUUGAAGCAGAGCUAAACAGUUGUGAAGUGGUCCAUGGAUGGAAUGCUACCUUAUUGUACACAGCCUUGUAUAUGACUGCAUUUGGUGAUGGUUUUAUCCGUGUUUGCUUGCCAUCCCUCGGAGCAGACCAAUUUGACCAUGAAGAUCCCUCUGAGUCCCGCCAACAGUCCAGCUUCUUUAACUGGUAUACCUUCGGAAUCUCCUUUGGAGGUUUUGUAGGGCUGAUUCUCAUAGUGUGGCUCGAGAACUACAAAGGGUGGGAUAUCGGACUUGGGGUGUGUGCCAUCCUAAUUCUGCUAGGAUUGCUCAUAGUUGCUGCCGGUUUCCCCUUCUACCGCAACCAAGUACCACAAGGAAGUCCUCUAACUCGAAUACUGCAGGUAGUGCUUUGUAUUCCUGGCGUUCUUGUGGUUGCAUUCAGGAACAGGAAACUUGAACUUCCUGAAAAACUGGAGGAAGCGCAGGAAAGCUGCACUGGGACAAGGGCAUGUUCUGUUGAUGCACUCGCUCCAACAAAUAGUCUGAAAUUACUCGACAAAGCUUGCAUCAACCGUGGCCAAAGUGGAGCCUGGUCAGUUUGCAGUCUGAGAAAGGUGGAGGAGACAAAGAUUAUCAUCCGUGUGCUUCCUCUCUUCGUCAGCUCCAUGAUCGGAUAUAUAUCGAACGUUAUCCUCUUCACAUUCACUGUGCAGCAAGGCACCAUGACGAACACAAGGCUGGGCAAGAUCCAUGUUUCCCCCGCGACACUCUUUAUCAUCCCUAUCAUAUUCCAGAUGCUAAUGCUUGCUGUCUAUGACCAGUUCCUUGUGCCAUUCUUGCGUAGACGCACAGGCUAUGUCGGUGGUGUCACUCAUUUGCAACGCAUUGGUAUAGGCUUCGUCACCAUGCUACUUGCGUCAAUCAUUGCAGCAAUUGUUGAGAAGAAGAGAAAGGAAGCUGUGGUGCAGAUGUCCCUCUUCUGGCUUGCACCUCAGUUCUUCCUUCUUGGUGUGGCAGAUGUGACAUCAUUCACCGGGCUCCUUGAGUUCUUCAACAGCGAGGCACCACGCGGCAUGAAGUCUAUUGCCACAGCGUUGUUCUGGUGUGCUCUGGGGCUCGCGUCCUUGCUGGCCACAACGCUGGUGGAAAUUGUGAACAAGGCCACAAGGCAUGGGCACCAGGGAGGCUGGCUCGAGGGUACAAGCUUGAACAACAGCCGUCUUGACCUGUUCUACUGGGUUGUGGCUGUUGUGGGAUUGCUUGGCUUAUGCAACUACCUGUACUGGGCCAAGAAGUAUGUGUACCAGCACAAUCCACGCAUCGUUGAGACAUCGAAGUGA
This is a messenger RNA of Triticum turgidum subsp. durum (durum wheat), 1686 nucleotides long. NCBI's taxonomy places the organism in Eukaryota, Viridiplantae, Streptophyta, Magnoliopsida, Poales, Poaceae. The record is from the annotation of a GenBank genome assembly.